CUCUCUCUCUCUCUCUCUCUCUCCAUAUUCUGCUUUCCACUCAAAGCUUUUUUCCUUUCGAUCGACAUCAUCCACUAAUCAUCAACUUGAUUACUUCUCAAACGCAUCGGAUUUAUCUCAGUGGGUAGAGGAAUCAGUCUCAGUUAAAGUCGAAGAACGAUGGGUGCUUGCGUUUCAAAUCAUCAAAAAGGUUCUCCAAUGAAACCACAAAAAUCGUUUGAUUCUACUAAAAAACCAGAUCAUAAGGUAGUGAUUCAUCCUUCAUUCGGAAGCGAGAAAUUUCCAACCAUGAAUGGUCAUGUUGCUGUUAAACCUCAGUUGCCUCAUUCUCAAUCACCCGCUACUAUUUCCGAUUUCGGUAGUAAAGAGGAAACGUUCUUUGAUUCCCAAGCAUGGAUGGAUUCCGACUAUGAAGAUGAAUUCAUGAGCGUUAAUGGUGACUUUACCCCGUCAAGAGGCAACACACAAGUGCACCAUAUCUCGUCCAUCGAAACCAAACACGGUCUAGUCAGCACAGGAACUGAAACUGGGCCCAUUUUAGUGAACCAUAAAGAACCGGUUGGUCUCACACGCGAAAAAUCUCCAACUCCAUCAGACAAAAAAAUGAGACUUUUGGACCUUUUCAAAGACAGUGUAAGAGAAGAUGAUGACCAUGAACAUGGCGAUGAUAAUAACAAGGAAAUUGUGGAACAACAAAAAAGAGAUGGUUUAAAAUCAAAGAGUGAGAGGCAUUUAAUUGGUUUGGGUUCUUGCUUUUCGAAUUUGCUCUAUGUUCGUGGGUCCGAAAGGCAAAAGAAAAAGAGUUUAACUUCGAGUGUGAUUGUUGGCUGAUAAAUUCGCCAUUUGUGUUUUGAUUAUGUGCGAUGGAUUUUGAUUAAACAUGCAUCGUCUCUAUGUAAAGCGGAAGUUAAUUCUAUAUGGUUGAUAUAUACGAAU
Molecule: messenger RNA, 936 nt
Organism: Lactuca virosa
Lineage: Eukaryota; Viridiplantae; Streptophyta; Magnoliopsida; Asterales; Asteraceae
Source: the annotation of a GenBank genome assembly